Molecule: messenger RNA, 633 nt
Organism: Heterostelium album PN500
Lineage: Eukaryota; Evosea; Eumycetozoa; Acytosteliales; Acytosteliaceae
Exons: 1
Coding region: 1-633 (210 amino acids)
Source: RefSeq, a predicted model, not a curated record
AUGUCAUCUAUCAUUCAACAAUCUGGGUACCAUCUAAAGUUUAAUCGGAUAUACAAUGAAAUUCAAGGAAGUUCAUAUGAAUCUGAAUGUAAAUAUUCUUUACUUCGAGUUCUUGUAUAUCGAUGGUUUUUGGAUCUCGAUCCAAACUUCACACACAAUAAUCCCUCAAUCAUUCAACAUAUAGAAGAGAUUUUAGAUAAUAUUCUAGCUCUUUUAGAGGUGACGGGAGCUCAACCAUCUUUAUUGUCUACUGUAAUAUUUUAUACUGACAGAUUCCUUCGUGGAGCAACAAUCAUGUACGACCAGCUAUUCAGCGUGUUACUCAUAAGUACCAUCAUAACUCUCAAAUUCUGGACAGAGAACCUUCAAAUCAAAAAUUCUAUAUUUGUCGAAAUUUUUAAAACAUACAAACUUAAAGAUAUCAAUAUGAUGGAGAUCUGUUUUCUUAAUGCGAUCCAAUACGACCUUUUUAUUACACAAAAGGAAAUCAAAAUUUUCUUGAAAUCAUUUCUAGACAAUAAAUUAUGGUCAACUAUAUCAGCCUACAACAAAAAUAUCAAAAAGAAAUCACAAGUAACAACGCCAACAGUUUCAUCACCAACCUCUGCAGUUGUAAGUAACACUGCCCAAUAA